Amoebophrya sp. A25 is the source of this 1414-nucleotide messenger RNA. The record is from the annotation of a GenBank genome assembly. NCBI's taxonomy places the organism in Eukaryota, Dinophyceae, Syndiniales, Amoebophryaceae.
AUAUGACAUGUCGGCGGAGCACACCAUUUGCCACUCAAGUACACACUUCUAGUGAGUAGGACCUCUUGUUCGAAAAGCGCAUUUCUCGCGAACGAAGCUCGCUGUUCAGCAAAUAAAUGCACUACUGUUGUUGUGGCAGUUACUGCAUAGCUUUAGUAUCACAAUAAAUAUUAUUAUUACGCCGAGUCGUGUGUUUAUUAUUUUCUCUUUGGCAGGCACAGGGCUCUUGUGCAUUCAUCAAUCACCAACGACCAUGAGGAUGAGACAUCCCAGCAUGUCCGUCUUUUCAGGUGCUUCUUCUAUGCCCAGUUGGUGUGUGCUCAGCAGGGGCUUCGCGCCCUCGUCGUCCUCGUCUUCGUCACUGCGCUCGUCAAGAAGAUGGGUCAUACCGUCGAAGUCCUUUUGCUCUUCAUCACGGGGACUCCUGGUGCCGGCUAUAAAUUCAUCAACGUUAGUGUCUCAUCGUCUAUGCCCGAGCAGGAGCUCAGCUGCGAGUACUCUUAUACAAAUGAGCAGGCCUCUUCAUCUCCUGAGCAACUCCUCCCUUAGCGGAGGACAUCAAGCACCCCACUACGCACUGGCCACUAGUACAACACAUCAUCAGACCAUCUCUCGUCGCCACAAAAGCCGGACGAGCUUACAAAGACGACCACAUGACAAUCAUUUUAAACCCCUACCCAUCGUCCCCUAUGGUGUACGGAUGUCCAAAGCCUAUUCCCAGUCGAAGAGAAGUAUGCGCAGAGCAGCAGUACAUGGAAGGAAAAUGAUAUGGCCUUCCCCUCUCUGAAAUCUAAAUGUUACAACUCCCCGUGGUGACAACAUUACCUCAAGUUCUUACAGGUAUAAUAUAAUGAAUGAAGUCUGUUGUAGCAGGAUAGCGAUAUUAGCGAUAUUAGCGAUAGAUGUGAAAAAAUAUGAAUGUACUUACUAGUUUUGUUGGCAUAUUACUAUUACUUACAACCUACGUUCUAAGGCAAGAAGAACGCACUGGCAUUUUGCUGGAUACCAAGAAAUGCCUACGGAUGGAGGCUAAGCGCAACAGCGGGAUUGGAUGGACGAAGUCGCUGAAAUUGUUGAAGCAUUUAGAAGUCCAUGUCCGGACUAAGGGGCCACCGUGUAACCAAGAAUUUAUUAAGGUUUGGAUUUUCUGUGGCUUUCCUACUUGAAGAAGCCAUAGAGUAGAUGCGAAGAUUGUUUGAUUGUUAAGAAACUUUCUCUUAAGAAUCACAAACAAUCUUCGCAUCUACUCUAUGGCUUCUUCAAGUAGGAAAGCCAUAGAAGCAAGAUAUGCGAGCUAGAGACGGAAACUUUCUUCAACCCCUAAAUUUAGAGACAAAGUAACCCAGAUAGCAUGGAGACUGAAACAGCAGCGGCCAUGAUGUACGAAGAAGAGAAGGAAGAUCAAGAAAAGCAC